Molecule: messenger RNA, 6932 nt
Organism: Lates calcarifer (barramundi perch)
Lineage: Eukaryota; Metazoa; Chordata; Actinopteri; Centropomidae
Product: adhesion G protein-coupled receptor F5
Exons: 39
Coding region: 130-5952 (1940 amino acids)
Biological process (GO): G protein-coupled receptor signaling pathway; cell surface receptor signaling pathway
Cellular component (GO): membrane
Molecular function (GO): G protein-coupled receptor activity
Source: RefSeq, a predicted model, not a curated record
UUUCCAGGAAGUUGAAUGCCCUUUCUUGCAUGUUUGAUUAUUGGUCUGUGUAUUUGGAGACGUACAGUAAGAUGAGUGUGCCUUCCUGACAAAAGCCCUUUUUGAAGCUAGAAGACAAUAAGAGUAGGGAUGGCAUUACCAAAGGCAGUUGGAUAUAUGAUUGUUCUUCUGGCUAUAUACUACAGUCUGGAGAAUCAGGGAUACAGACAGUCUCUGGGUGCAUUCUUUGAGGAAUUGAUGGGAACAAAAGCAUCACCGAUUCAUACCAGAGAAAAAAGACAAGCUGCCUCAAAUUCCUCCGAUUAUGUACUUCAAGUUGUUAUAAACAUCUCUGACCUGGACCGUCUCAGAGAUGUUUUGAGCCAACUCCCUCUUCCUUUACCGAUCAACAGCACUGUUCAGAUUACCACCAUCAAAGCCACAACAGUGUGUCAGUCAAAUACGACUGGAUACCAGUGCAGAUGUGAGGAGAACUUUGCUUGGUCAUAUAACAACUGCAUUAGCCACGGGGCCUGUGAUACCAUCAGUGGUGACACAUGUGGAUGCAUUAAUGCCCUUCCAGCUGAUGGCCAGUUCUGCCAGCUAAACACCAGUCUACCAGUGACAACUCCACCAACGCCAUCACCUACAUCUCCAAAUGAUCCAGUGGACAUUGAUUUAGUCGUUGACUUGCGCAUCCCAGCCUCCAGCAUGUUAUCAAAUUUGAACCUAUUUAGGGACACACUGAGAAAUUUCAGCUUCCCUCUAACCAUCACUCCAACUGUGGUACUAGUAGACUUAAAUUUCACAACAGUGUGCUAUCCAAACUCAACUGGAGGUCUGUGGUGUCAGUGUGAGGCGCAGUUUGCUUGGUCAUGUGACAAGUGUAACACCUAUGGUGCGUGCAAUAACACCACCUCACACACCUGUGAUUGCAUCAAUGGACUGCCUUCUGAUGGAGGGUUCUGUGAACCAAUCACAAAUGUCACACUGUGUCCAACCCCAAGUCCUGAGAUUACAACAACUACACCAAUGAUGACGACAACUACACCAAUGAUGACGACAACUACACCAGCGAUGACAACAACAACGAUGCCACCACCACCAAGCGAUCCAGUGGACAUUGAUUUAGUCGUUGACUUGCGCAUCCCAGCCUCCAGCGUGUUAUCAAAUUUGAACCUAUUUAGGGACACACUGAGAAAUUUCAGCUUCCCUCUCACCAUCACUCCAACUGUGGUACUAGUAGACUUAAAUUUCACAACAGUGUGCUAUCCAAACUCAACUGGAGGUCUGCGGUGUCAGUGUGAGGCGCAGUUUGCUUGGUCAUGUGACAAGUGUAACACCUAUGGUGCGUGCAGUAACACCACCUCACACACCUGUGAUUGCAUCAAUGGACUGCCUUCUGAUGGAGGGUUCUGUGAACCAAUCACAAAUGUCACACUGUGUCCAACCCCAAGUCCUGAGAUUACAACAACUACACCAAUGAUGACGACAACUACACCAAUGAUGACGACAACUACACCAGCGAUGACAACAACAACGAUGCCACCACCACCAAGCGAUCCAGUGGACAUUGAUUUAGUCGUUGACUUGCGCAUCCCAGCCUCCAGCGUGUUAUCAAAUUUGAACCUAUUUAGGGACACACUGAGAAAUUUCAGCUUCCCUCUCACCAUCACUCCAACUGUGGUACUAGUAGACUUAAAUUUCACAACAGUGUGCUAUCCAAACUCAACUGGAGGUCUGUGGUGUCAGUGUGAGGCGCAGUUUGCUUGGUCAUGUGACAAGUGUAACACCUAUGGUGCGUGCAGUAACACCACCUCACACACCUGUGAUUGCAUCAAUGGACUGCCUUCUGAUGGAGGGUUCUGUGAACCAAUCACAAAUGUCACACUGUGUCCAACCCCAAGUCCUGAGAUUACAACAACUACACCAAUGAUGACGACAACUACACCAAUGAUGACGACAACUACACCAAUGAUGACGACAACUACACCAGCGAUGACAACAACAACGAUGCCACCACCACCAAGCGAUCCAGUGGACAUUGAUUUAGUCGUUGACUUGCGCAUCCCAGCCUCCAGCGUGUUAUCAAAUUUGAACCUAUUUAGGGACACACUGAGAAAUUUCAGCUUCCCCCUCACCAUCACUCCAACUGUGGUACUAGUAGACUUUAAUUUCACAACAGUGUGCUAUCCAAACUCAACUGGAGGUCUGCGGUGUCAGUGUGAGGCGCAGUUUGCUUGGUCAUGUGACAAGUGUAACACCUAUGGUGCGUGCAGUAACACCACCUCACACACCUGUGAUUGCAUCAAUGGACUGCCUUCUGAUGGAGGGUUCUGUGAACCAAUCACAAAUGUCACACUGUGUCCAACCCCAAGUCCUGAGAUUACAACAACUACACCAAUGAUGACGACAACUACACCAAUGAUGACGACAACUACACCAGCGAUGACAACAACAACGAUGCCACCACCACCAAGCGAGGAGGACAUCGAUUUAGUCAUUGACUUGCGCAUCCCAGCCUCCAGCAUGUUAUCAAAUUUUAACAUAUUUAGGGACACACUGAGAAAUUUCAGCUUCCCCCUCACCAUCACUCCAUCUCUAAAAUUAACAGGUGUAAAUUUCACUACAGGGUGUUCUCCAAACUCAACUGGAGGUCUGCGGUGUGAGUGUGAGGAGCAGUUUGCUUGGUCAUGUGACAAGUGUAACACCUAUGGUGCGUGCAAUAACACCACCUCACACACCUGUGAUUGCAUCAAUGGACUGCCUUCUGAUGGAGGGUUCUGUGAACCAAUCACAAGUGUCACUCUGUGUGAACCAAAUCCUGCGAAUAUAACAACACCACCACCAAGUACGACAGCGACAACGCCAAUGCCAACAACUACAACAACACCAAUGCCAACAACUACAACAACACCAAUGCCAACAAAUACAACAACACCAAUGACAACAAAUACAACAACACCAGUGACAACAACAACACCAAUGCCAACAACUACAACAACACCAAUGCCAACAAAUACAACAACACCAAUGACAACAACAACGCCAAUGCCAACAACUACAACAACACCAAUGCCAACAAUUACAACAACACCAAUGACAACAACUACAACAACACCAAUGACAACAACACCACCACCAAUAACAACAACAGUGGCACCACCAACAACAGCAAUCGAGGAGAGGAGGUUGUCGUUUACCAUGGAGAGAGACUUUGAUCCUGCAUACAAUCAAACAAGCAAUGAAGUUUAUCAAGACACUAAUAAUGCUAUUCAAAAACAAAGUAAGAAGUACAUCAAAAAUCUGCAUUCAGUAACGUUAAGUGGAUUCAGGAGAGGAAGUACAAUUGCUGAUUAUACUGUCAGGGCACCUGCUUUUCAAGAAGGAGAGAUUGAAGCACUUGAAAUUGGGGUAUUUGAACAAAUGGCUGAAAAGUAUUCUAUGAUAUAUGACAGCCUUGUUUCCUUACCAUUUACACAACCUUUUUUCGGAACAAGUGUGACUAUUCCUUGUGGUCCCGCACCAUCAUUUCUCAAUUUUAGUGGCAGCUUCACUGCAGAGUGGAGACAUAAUGACAAGUUGAUACUUAAGGACAGUGAAUACAGCUUUAAACAAGACAAAGAAAAAGCAUAUUUAACCGUGUCAAGGUUUUUCAGCACUAACAAUGGAGAAUAUGAAUGUAGGCUGAAAGGCAAAAACACUUUCAGACAGAAAUCCAACAGAGUGUUCACCUUCAAAGAGCCACCCGUGAUCCGAAUAGAACCAGUAAAAAAAAAAGUUCGCUGUGUGGUUGGAAAGACUGUGAAAUUGGAUUGCUCUGUCAACAGCCCCUACAAGGUUGAGUUUAAAGACAUCUCUGCUGCAGGCACAGGGAGCACAAUCAGCUAUACAUAUACAAUUGCUGUCUGUGGAGCUGAGCAGAAAGUGAUGACGUUUACUUGUCAGGGGACAAACUUAACAGAAGUUAAAGGUGAAAUAACAAUAACACUGGUGUCAUCCACUGAAGCUUUUGACUGUGAUGAAGAAGCAUUUGGUGUUGGAAAGGUUGGUGACGAGGCUGAAGCUUCCUGCAAACCAAACGAGGAGGGAGAAAGGAUAGCAGUUUGUCAGAAAAAUGGCAAAUGGGACAUUGUAGACGACAGCUGCAUCCUAAAACCAAUUAAGGAGCUGCUUAACCAGUCUGAGUCCUUAACACCUACUUCACUGCCAGUUUUCUUGGGAGAACUCAGCGAAGUCACUGUCAACCUGACCAAGGAAGUGGUUGAAUCUCCUAACAACAUUAAUGCCAUUGUUGCUAUACUCAGCAAUGUAGCAAAUACAACAUCAUCUUUAGAGAUCUCAAUAACUAAAGCUUCAAUGGAGGAUAUCCUAAUAACUGCAGGUGUCCUCACCAUAGAUGGGGCAAAGGAUUCAUGGGACACUCUAAACACCAAAGAUACAGAGAGACAGACAAACAGCUCAGUAACAAGAAGUAGCAUCCCUGAACUUGAAAGUGUCAGCUCAUCAUUGUUGCAGUCUCUUGAGGUUGUCACAAGUAACCUUAACAAUAACUCCUUUGAGAUCGUGACACCUUCCAUUCUCUUGAACAAAACUACAUUCACAGACACAUUCAAUGCUGACUUUAAUGCUUCAGUGGAGAUCGACAUACCAGAAGAUGAUGGAAUAACUAAAGCAAUUACUGUGAUAACGUUUUCCUCAAUGGAUAACGUACUCCCUGCAAGAGACGAAGCCAAUUCAUCCGUCAAUGUCAUCAAUGGGAGAGUCAUACUUGUUCAGACGAGUGGCACCAUCAAUAAUAUUUCCUUUGCAUUCGAUGUUAUAAACGAUACUCUGAAUAACCCUCAGUGUGUUUUCUGGAACUUCAGCCUCUUCGAUGGUCUGGGGGGAUGGGACAAUGAGGGCUGCGAGUUGAUAACAAACGUAAAUGAAACCGUCACCUGCAACUGCAACCAUCUGACCUCAUUCUCUAUCCUUAUGUCACCCUACGCACUAAAUAUCCCUGCGUUGGAUUACAUAACCUACAUUGGAGUUGGCAUAUCCAUGGCUUCCUUGGUUAUAUGCCUCAUCAUUGAAGCUGUCAUAUGGAGAAAAAUAAGAAAGAACAACACAUCUUACUUGCGUCAUGUUUCCAUUGUUAACAUUGCUGUAUCUCUCCUGAUUGCAAACAUUUGGUUUAUUAUUGGGGCAGCCAUCUCAGACGCAGAGAAGAAAAACCAACCAGCUUGCACUGCAGCCACGUUUUUUAUCCAUUUUUUCUAUCUAGCCCUGUUUUUCUGGAUGUUAGCCUCAGCUUUGCUGUUACUCUACCGCACAGUCAGUGUCUUCGAUGGGGGUUUGUCUAAAAACUCUAUGCUGGCUAUUGGAUUCUCUCUGGGCUAUGGUGCACCUCUCCUCAUUGCAGUCAUAACAAUAGCUGUGACUGCACCCAGUGAAGAGUACAUCAGAGGAACUGGGGUCUGCUGGCUCAACUGGUACGAGUCCAAAGCUCUACUGGCAUUUGUAAUCCCUGCACUGAUGAUAGUGCUGAUAAACCUGAUCAUCCUAUGUGUAGUGAUAUACAAAAUGUUGAGGCGAAGGGCAGUGGGAGGCGCUGCACAAGCAGCUGAAAGGCACGUUCUAGUAGUUAUUGCUAGGAGUUUGGCUGUCCUCACACCAUUUUUUGGAAUAACUUGGGGCCUGGGAGUUGGAACUAUGACCAGUCCAAAAAAUGUAGGAAUCCAUGCUACAUUUGCCCUCUUCAAUUCACUGCAGGGUUUCUUCAUAUUGGUGUUUGGAACGCUCUUGGACAAAAAAGUGCGGUCAGAAAUAACAAUAAAGUCACAAACAUCGGGAACUGGGACGAGGAGCACCAGCGCAGGAACAUCAUCGUCAAGUGGAUUGGGUUUUUUCCGGAACUGGAGAAGAGGAAGAGAUGGUUACAACAUGUCAUCUAGUGAGUCUGGUGCAUCUCACUCCUUCACCAACACUUGAUGAUCCUGGCAGCUUUAGUCAAGCAAUGACAACCAACCAUGCAAACCAGCUGUUGCACAUUUUUAUUUGUCUCCAUUGCAGCUACAACAAGGGAAGACUAAAAAAGCAUUUAGUCAAAGUGCUUCUCACAAAUACACUAUACAAGUAUUUAAUAGUAUUACAUACCUUUUAUUAGAUGUUUAAUAGUGGUUCUAUUGUACUAGUAAUUUUCUAGCAGAUCAUAAUUAUUUUUGACAACACACAGAAUGUGUGUGUGUGUGUGUGUGUCUGUGUGUGUGUGUGUGUGUGUGUGUAAAAGUAUUCAGCACGUAGUUUUCAAACAAUGAAAUAUCCACAAAGUAGAUGCAAAAUGGUUCUUGUUUUGGUUUGCCAAUCAAAUCAGUUAGACAAGGCAAGGCUGUCUUACACAGAUCAGUGAACUUGUUUACUCAGGGGUUGGCAUCACAAUUACAAUUGCUAUCUUUCUGAGGACCUAUUUCAGUUGUAAACCACCACUGGGUCAUGGUUGGGGUUAGGAAUUUAAUUGUGAUACUUAUUGUGUGUGUGUGUUGUGUGUGUUGUUGAUGCAACAACAAAUACUACUUAAUGUUUAGUGUGUAUUUUGUGCAGUAGUUUUGUGUAGCAUAAAACUGAAGAGAAGUACAUUGUUUUUUAUUGCUGUGUGACAUGGACACACAUCAUUUUAAGUGAUUUAUAAAUGAUGCAAAAUUGCUCAAGCUGCUCACUUUAUCAAAACCCCAUUAUACUGUUUACAUGGUUUUUACAUGUGUGUUUCAGAAAGAGAGCUGAAUUCUUAAUACUGAAAUGUCAGUAUUCAGUGUUUAAUGUGCUGUAUUUUUGAAAUGAAGUAAUUUUACCUAUAGUUUUUGUAGUUUAGGAGUGAAAAACAAAGCAGCACAGUCAUUAUACUUAUGUAAAAUAAGUCUUCCACAGAGCCACUGGCAACAUAGACUGGCACACUCAUAUCACUGUCACUGCCU